This is a messenger RNA of Lichtheimia ornata, 1065 nucleotides long. RefSeq lists its product as uncharacterized. Bases 1 to 1065 code for a protein of 354 amino acids. Lineage: Eukaryota; Fungi; Mucoromycota; Mucoromycetes; Mucorales; Lichtheimiaceae. The transcript has 7 exons. The record is from RefSeq and is a predicted model, not a curated record.
AUGACAGCAGACCAACCAACGAUUAUCGGUGAACUUGUAGUGGUGGCAUUGAAAGCGCGUGAUCUCCCCAACAUUGAAGUAGUUGGAAAGCAAGAUCCAUUCUGUGUCUUUCGCUUAGGAGAAAUAGCCAAGAGAACAAAGACAGAUUACCGUGGUGGCCAACAGCCUUUGUGGGAUGAUCAAGUGAACCUUCCUGUUCCAGAAAAGAAGACCAAGAUGUAUGUUCAAGUCUUUGAUGAAGAUUCCAAGCGCGAAGAUUUGAUCUGUGAGGGGGAGGUUGAUCUUUCGGAAGUGCUGCGUGAAGGCGAACAAGAUUCUUGGUUCCCAUUAAAGUAUCGAGGCAAGGAUUCAGGAAAGAUCUACUUGGAGUUGACAUUUUAUUCAGCUCGCCAACCACCAAAGCGCCAACCUACUCGCCUCUACAACAAGGCACGCCCACAACAUCUAUAUCAACGUGCUCAACAAAUGCAGCAACAAUCGCCUUAUCCUAAUCAUGGUAUGGUGCCACCUAUGCCUCAACAAUCAUCAUCCACACCUGUAACAGCAGCUGGUAAGCCAUCAGCCGGUCCACCCAUUUAUCGACCACCUCCACCACCAGGUGCAUAUCAACAAGAGCACAUUGUGAAACCACAUAUGCCUCCACGUAUGACUCCAUCCACAUCCACCAGUACCAAUGGCUCCAAUGGAGGCCUUUCAGCACCUUAUCCACCUCGUAUGACUCCUUCUGUAUCUACUGGUACUGCCAUGUCUCAUCACGGAUACCCACCCCAACAACAACAGCAACACUAUAGACCUCCUGGAGGAAGACCCGCUUCUUUUGGUGCAGCUCCAAUGGGUUUCCAUAUUCCUCAACAGCAACCACCAUCCACACCAGCAAUGCCAGGAUUGAGUUUCCCUGAACCACAAGCCAUGCCUGCAGGUGGAUUUGCUCCUCAUCCUAAUAAUAAUGGCCAACCUUUUGCCGCUCAUCAAGCACCUUAUCCACCACCCACUGGAACAGCUGGAUACCCACCCAUGGCAGCAGGAGGAUACCCACCACCCCAGCAAGGUUAUCCACCUUUUUAG